Molecule: messenger RNA, 868 nt
Organism: Drosophila willistoni
Lineage: Eukaryota; Metazoa; Arthropoda; Insecta; Diptera; Drosophilidae
Product: trypsin 3A1-like
Exons: 1
Coding region: 13-744 (243 amino acids)
Biological process (GO): proteolysis
Molecular function (GO): serine-type endopeptidase activity
Source: RefSeq, a predicted model, not a curated record
CUUGCUCUAACAAUGAGUAGCUUCUUCACCAUCGCUCCUGCCCUUAAUUCUAGUAUGUUACGUACUAUUGGCGGGCAACUUGUCCGUGCUGGAGAAUAUCCGUAUAUGGUUUCCUUGCAAGUCAAUCCUAGAAAUUAUUGUGGUGGCACAUUAAUCUCAAAGACCAUGGUAGUAACAGCUGCUCACUGCACUGAUAGACAAAACACAAAUACGAUAAAAGUUGUUGUGGGCACCGUUGAUUUAAGUUCUGAUGACGGACAAAGAUUAGAUAUUAAAAGAAUUAUCGUUCAUCAAGAAUACGUCGCUCCGAGCAAGAAUUACGACAUUGCCUUGCUCCAGUUGACCGAGGCAGUUGAAUUCAAUGAGAAUGUGCGCAGUAUUGCAUUGCCCGAUGAACACGUCUUCUACUUGCCCAACACAAUAGGGACCACCUGUGGAUUCGGUUUCAUCAAUGAGUAUAAACAGAGAACAACGCGACUAAGAUGUGUCAGAGUUCAGUUAUGGGGCCCCGAAUAUUGUAAUGGUGACAAUAUUCCAAGGGUAACGGAAAACAUGAUUUGUGCAGGACUUCCAAGCGGACAGCAAGGAUCAUGCCCAGGCGACUCCGGUGGCCCCUUCGUCAUUGAUAACAAACUCGUCGGUAUUGUAUCGUGGGGGUUUGGUUGUGGCGCAGUCCAUCGUCCUACUGUAUAUACAAAUGUGCCACGCUUACGUAAGUGGAUAGAUCACUAUCUUACUACCUAAAUUACAAAGUAUUAUCAAUUGGCUGUUGGCAUAAAUUCGAAAAUUAUUGUAACAUUAUGUAUUGAAAUUUAGACAAUCUAAAUUUAUAAAAAUGCAAUGGAACAGGGAAGAAAAUAAAUUUGUU